Messenger RNA from Panicum hallii, 2280 nucleotides. Its product is annotated as ethylene receptor 4-like. The transcript has 4 exons. Gene Ontology annotation, cellular component: endoplasmic reticulum. Gene Ontology annotation, molecular function: ethylene receptor activity; ethylene binding; protein binding. Bases 1 to 2280 code for a protein of 759 amino acids. Gene Ontology annotation, biological process: phosphorelay signal transduction system. The record is from RefSeq and is a predicted model, not a curated record. NCBI's taxonomy places the organism in Eukaryota, Viridiplantae, Streptophyta, Magnoliopsida, Poales, Poaceae.
AUGGCGGCGCGGUGCGGCGGCGGCUGCGACGGGCGCGAGGACGGCGCGGUGGAGGCGCUGCUGCAGUGGCAGAAGGUGAGCGACUUCCUCAUCGGCGCGUCCUACCUGUCCAUCCCGCUCGAGCUGCUGCACUUCGCCACCUGCGCCGACCUCGCGCCGCUCCGCUGGGUGCUCCUCCAGUUCGGCGCCUUCACCGUCCUCUGCGGCAUCGUCCACCUCGCCGCCGUCCUCACCUACGCGCGCCCGGACUCGCGCCGACUCCUCCUCGCCUUCACCGCCGCCAAGGCGCUGGCCGCCCUGGCCGCCUCCGUCGCCGCCGUCUCCCUCCCGACCUUCAUCCCGCAGCUGCUCCGCCUCAAGACCCGCGAGGCGCUCCUCCGGGACAAGGCCCGCCAGCUCGACCGCGACGUCGCGCUCGUCAGGCGCCGCCAGGAAACCGCCGCGCGCGUUGUCCGUGCCAUCACGCAGCACGUCCGCCGCGGCGGCGCCGGCGGCUCGCUCCCGCACGACGCGCACGCCGUCCUGCGCACCGCCGUGCUCCACCUCUCCGAGGCCCUCGGCCUCUGCAGCUGCGCCGUCUGGAUGCCCGCGGCGGCAAGCGACGGCUCCAGCGUGCUCCACCUGGUGCAUCAGCUGCCGGAAGAUGACCACCGUGGCACGACGAGGCAGGCCAUUCGCGUCAGUGACCCCGACGUGGCCGCCGUCAUGGCCAACAAGGACGCCAAGGUGCUGAGGCCGGGCUCGGCGCUCGGGACGACGACAGGUCGCGGAGCUGCGGCUGCCAUACGGAUGCCGUUGCUGAGGGUGUCCAACUUUGUCGACGCCUCAUCGUCAGGAUCAGAUGAGCAGGGAGCUGCCGUGAGCUACGCGAUCAUGGUCUUGGUUCUUGCGGCUCCACCCCCUACUCCUAAGAAUCACAUAUCUAGAGGGCAUAGAGGAGGACGAGGAGCACGGGAGUGGAUCAGGCAGGAGCUGGACAUCGUGGAGGUGGUGGCGGACCAGUUGGCCGUGGCGCUGUCGCACGCCGCGGUGCUGGAGGAGUGGCAGCUGACGCGGUACAAGCUGGCCGAGCGGCAGAGGGUCCUGGCGCAGGCCCGGCACGACGCCGAGGUGGCCACCAGGGCCAGGGACGCCCCGCAGGGCGCGAUGCGCGACGGCGUACUGAGGCCGAUGCACUCCGUCGCGGGGCUGCUCUCCCUGAUGCAGGCGCAGCAGCAGGACGAAGCCUUGCCCUGCGCCGAGCGGAGGCUCGCCGUGGGCGCCAUGGCCAGGAUCAGCGCACUCUCGUCCACGCUGAUCGACGACGUCAUGGCGGCGGUGCUGACCCUGGCGAGGAGGCCGUUCGACCUCCGGCGCUUGGUGAGGGACGCGGCCGCCGUGUCCGGGUGCCUCGCCCGCUGCAGGGGGAUCGGCUUCUCGCACCGGGCGGAGAUGAGCUCUCUGCCCGGCGAGUGCUGGGUGGUCGGCGACGACAGGCGAGUGUUCCAUCUCCUGCUGCACAUGCUUGGCGCCCUGCUGGACCGGUGCGAAUGCCACUGCCAUGACCUCUGCUUCUCUGUCGAAACUGUGGCGGGGGAACAAGAUCCGGCCAUGUCUGACCACCGGGACUGGAUCACCCCCAACUUCUCCGGCUGCAACAUGAUGAUGAAUGGCAAGAUGCGGAGGGAAUCCCCGUCAGAUUUCGGAGGUCAGCAAGGAGAAUCCAUGAGCCUGAUCCUGCACUUCCAGCUCGGGUACGGGCUGGCAUCGCCCUCCGCCUCCUCACCAUCAGGCGCGGGCUUCUACCGCACCGGUGGCGCGUUCGGAGCAACCUCGACGUCGCCGUCGUCCACCACAGCGCCUCCUCAGUACCACUUCAACGGCCUAAGGAUCCUGCUCGUGGACAGCGACGACACCAGCCGGGAGGUGACGCGGAAGCUCCUGGAGCGGCUCGGCUGCCAGGUGCUGCCGGUGCCGUCGGCCGCGCACUGCCUCAGCCUUCUUCUGGGGAGCGACGGCGCCGCCCUUCAGGUGGUGUUUCUUGACCUCCACACGCCUGCCUCUGACGCCGGCGGUGCGGCGGACGAUGGGUUUGAGGUGGCCCUCAGGAUCCGGGAGCUCACCAGCGACAGCUUCAGCUGGCUGCUCAUCCUCGUCGCCGUGCCACUGCCGCCGAGGGCGAGCUGCAUCGACGUCCGCGACGCGUGCCAGCGGACGGGGGUCAACGGCGUGAUCCCCAAGCCCAUCACGCUGCCGGCGCUGGGAGCUCAGCUCUACAGGGCCCUCCACAACGACAACUGA